AAGUUAGCAGCGCGGAGCGCCAGCAACACGUCAUCUGUCAUCUGGGACAGAGCUUGGCUGUGUGUGUAUGGUUUUUUUUGGGCAAAAUAUCCAGCAUCUAAUAAUUAAUUCGUCAAAGUCCACUGAAAAUGUGCGAGUGAUGUUAAUAAAAAUACUAAAUACAGAGCAAAUACCAAAUUAAGCUAUCAGCAAAAGAGGUUAUAAGUGUAACGCCUUCCGAUUGCAAUAAAAGUUUCAAAAGUCCAACAACAAAAACAACAACAAUAGUAAAAGCAAAGCGUAGUGUAUGACGAAUAAAAAAGAAACAACGUCAACAACAAUUAAUAAAAAAAGAAUUAACAACAGGAAACGCAGGUAAUCAAGGCAGCGAAGCAAAUUGACUUGAAAUGAGAUGCAAACUCGACGACGCCAUCAACAAACGGACCAGCAGGAAUACAGCAGCAAUUACAGUGUCCCAAACACGUCAUUGCAGCAAAACCAGCAGCAACACCAGGAACAGCAGCAUUCACUAAUCCAACUGGGACAGCAGCAACAACAACAACCAGUGUUAUACGUCACACAGCAGCCAGUGUUGGAGGCUGCCAUUAAUAUUGGCGAACCGCAGUCGAUUUCCGGAGACGUUGACGCUGACGAUAAAUACGAUAAAGCAGCCCGCCAGUGGAAUCUAUUCAGCGGUAUCUCGUCCCGCUCUGGCCAGGCGUUGCGAACGUUCAUCCAACAGCCACUGUGCGCUGCUGCGGCUGUCGUUACAGGCAAUCAUUCCACCCAAGGGUACAACAAAGUUGACAACAACAACAGCAGCAGCAGCAACUACUACGAGAAGAACGUCUACAGUUUUGGUGGAGCGCAGCCGGAACGUGGAAACUUUGAUUUGGAACAGGAGGAACAACCGGAGGUAUUCAUAAUGGCCGCCCGAGAUCGUACGGGCGAAUUUGCGAAUGCGAUACGUUCGCUACAAUCACGUAACAUCACACGGGCCGUCAACAUACGGGAUCCGCGCAAGGCCAAACAGGUCCAGAGCUAUUCCGAGUUCAUGAUGGUCGCCCGUUUCAUUGGCAAGAACAUUGCCAGCACAUACGCCAAACUGGAGAAGCUGACCAUGUUGGCCAAAAAGAAGAGUCUAUUUGACGAUAGACCGCAGGAAAUUCAGGAGUUGACGUACAUCAUCAAAGGCGAUUUGAAUGCGCUAAAUCAACAGAUCGCCAAGCUGCAAGACAUCUCCAAGGAUCAGCGACGGACCACAAAUGGCAAGCAUCUGGUCUCACAUUCCUCGAACAUGGUGCUCGCCCUGCAAUCCAAACUGGCCAGCAUGAGUACAGACUUCAAGCAGAUACUUGAGGUGCGCACCGAAAAUCUCAAGCACCAGAAGACGCGACGCGACCAUUUUAGCCAAGGACCCGGUCCGCUGGCUGCUCACACCGUUUCACCAUCGACUGCUAAGCAGGGCUCGCUGCUGCUCAGCGAGGAGAAUCAGGCGGUGAGCAUAGAUAUGAUGGGUGGCAGCGAUACGACGCCGCUGCUCGGUCCACCGGCGCGACUGCAGCAACAGCAGCAGCAGCUGGCCAUCUACGAUGAGUCCGACACGUAUGUGCAACAGCGUGCCGAGACAAUGCAGAACAUUGAAUCGACCAUUGUGGAGUUGGGCGGCAUCUUUCAGCAACUCGCGCACAUGGUUAAGGAGCAGGAGGAGAUUGUAGAACGCAUCGAUACGAAUGUGGCGGACGCUGAAUUGAAUAUUGAGGCGGCACAUGGCGAGAUUCUUAAAUAUUUUCAAUCCGUUUCCAAAAAUCGCUGGCUCAUGAUUAAGAUAUUCGGUGUUUUGAUAUUUUUCUUCCUAUUCUUUGUUGUUUUUAUGUCAUAAUUAAUGCUAAAUAUCCCCAUACCAAACACCCCAAAAAUCCCCAAACUCCCGCAAUUCUAAAUUAUUGUGAAUACAUGGCAUACACAUAUACAUCUAUAUAUAUAUAUUUUUAUGAAAAUUGGAGUUUGAAAUGUACUAUAGCAAAGAUUGAAUGCAAAAUCGAGUUUUCGACUAACGAUUGUAAAAUAAAAUUAUCAAGAUAUGUACACAAAAUGUAGGUUGAACUGUUGAAAUUUGUAUAUAUCCAUAUCAGUGUUGGCUCUGAUAAGAAUGUGCUCUAAUCUUUACGACGUCAAGUGCUCAGAUCCGUAGUGCUGCCCCAAAGAUAUAACAUUCUCAAGCGUCAGUCGAAGAGGCCGCUGUCCUUCAAGCUAUGUGGAAAAUAAAUCCAUUAUCAAGCAUA
Drosophila grimshawi is the source of this 2264-nucleotide messenger RNA. RefSeq names its product syntaxin-5 (gene Syx5). The record is from RefSeq and is a predicted model, not a curated record. Gene Ontology annotation, cellular component: endomembrane system; SNARE complex; Golgi membrane. Lineage: Eukaryota; Metazoa; Arthropoda; Insecta; Diptera; Drosophilidae. Gene Ontology annotation, biological process: endoplasmic reticulum to Golgi vesicle-mediated transport; vesicle fusion; intracellular protein transport. The transcript is spliced from 2 exons. Gene Ontology annotation, molecular function: SNAP receptor activity; SNARE binding. Bases 392 to 1861 code for a protein of 489 amino acids.